AUGUUAAAUGAACGACAACACAACGUCCCGCCACUACCCACAGGACAACACAACCUUCCUUCACUACCCACACGACAACACAACCUCCCGUCACUACCCACAGGGCAACACAACCUCACGUCACUGCCCACAGGACAACACAACAUCCCGUCACUACGCACGGGACAACACAACCUCCCGUCACUACCCACGGGACAACACAACCUCCCGUCACUACCCACAGGACAACACAACCUCCCGUCACAACCCAUGGACAACAUAACCUCCCGUCACUACCCACAAGACAACACAACCUCCCGUCACUACCCACAAGACAACACAACCUCCCGUCACUACCCACCAGACAACACAACCUCCCGUCACUACCCACAGGACAACACAACCUCCCGUCACUACCCACCAGACAACACAACCUCCCGUCACAACCCACAAGACAACACAACCUCCCGUCACAACCCACAAGACAACACAACCUCCCGUCACUACCCACGGGACAACACAACCUCCCUUCACUACCCACGGGACAACACAAUCUCCCGUCACAACCCACAAGACAACACAACCUCCCGUCACUACCCACCAGACAACACAACCUCCCGUCAAUACCCACCAGACAACACAACCGCCCGUCACUACCCACAGGACAACACAACCUCCCGUCACUACCCACCAGACAACACAACCUCCCGUCACAACCCACAAGACAACACAACCUCCCGUCACAACCCACAAGACAACACAACCUCCCGUCACUACCCACGGGACAACACAACCUCCCGUCACUACCCACGGGACAACACAAUCUCCCGUCACAACCCACAAGACAACACAACCUCCCGUCACUACCCACCAGACAACACAACCUCCCGUCACUACCCACCAGACAACACAACCUCCCGUCACAACCCACAAGACAACACAACCUCCCGUCACAACCCACAAGACAACACAACCUCCCGUCACUGCCCACGGGACAACACAACCUUCCGUCACUACCCGCAGGACAACACAACAUUACGUCACUGCCUACAGGACAACACAACCUCCCGUCACUACCCACAGGACAACACAACCUUCCUUCACUACCCACACGACAACACAACCUCCCGUCACUACCAACAGGACAACACAACCUCACGUCACUGCCCACAGGACAACACAACCUCACGUCACUACCCACAGGACAACAAAACCUCCCGUCACAACCCACAGGACAACACAACCUCCCGUCGCUACACACAGAACAACACGACCUCCCGUCACUGCCCACAUGGCAACACAACCUCCCGUCACAACCAACAGGGCAACACAACAUCCCGGCACUGUCCACAGGGCAACACAUCCUCCCGUCACUACCCACCAGACAACACAACCUCCCGUCACUACCCACAGGACAACACAACAUUACGUCACAACCCACAGGACAACACAACCUCCCGUCACUACCCACAGGACAACACAACCUUCCUUCACUACCCACACGACAACACAACCUCCCGUCACUACCCACAGGGCAACACAACAUCCCGGCAAUGCCCACGGGGCGACACAACCUCCCGUCACUACCCACCAGACAACACAACCUCCCGUCACUACCCACAGGACAACACAACAUUACGUCACUGCCCACAGGACCACACAACAUUACGUCACUACCCACAGGACAACACAACCUCCCGUCACUAUCCACAGGACAACACAACCUUCCUUCACUACCAAUACGACAACACAACCUCCCGUCACUACCAACAGGACAACACAACCUCCCGUCACUACCCACGGGACAACACAACAUCCCGUAACUACCCACGGGACAACACAACCUCCCGUCACAACCCACAAGACAACACAACCUCCCGUCACUACCCACGGGACAACACAACCUUCCGUCACUACCCACAGGACAACACAACAUUACGUCAUUGCCCACAGGACAACACAACCUCCCGUCACUACCCACAGGACAACACAACCUUCCUUCACUACCCACACGACAACACAACCUCCCUUCACUACCCACAGGACAACACAACAUUACGUCACUGCCCACAGGACAACACAACCUCCCAUCACUACCCACAGGACAACAAAACCUCCCGUCACAACCCACAGGACAACAUAACCUCCCGUCGCUACCCACAGAACAACACGACCUCCCGUCACUGCCCACAUGGCAACACAACCUCCCGUCACUACCCACAGGGCAACACAACAUCCCGGCAAUGCCCACAGGGCAACACAAUCUCCCGUCACUACCCACCAGACAACACAACCUCCCGUCACUACCCACAGGACAACACAACCUUCCUUCACUACCAACACGACAACACAACCUCCCGACAACACAACAUUACGUCACUGCCCAUAGGACAACACAACCUCCCGUCACUACCCACAGGACAACACAACCUUCCUUCACUACCCACACGACAACACAACCUCCCGUCACUACCCACAGGCCAACACAACAUUACGUCACUGCCCACAGGACAACACAACCUCCCGUCACUACCCACAGGACAACAAAACCUCCCGUCACAACCCACAGGACAACAUAACCUCCCGUCACUACCCACAGAACAACACGACCUCCCGUCACUGCCCACAUGGCAACACAACCUCCCGUCACUGCCCACAGGACAACACAACCUCCCGUCACUACCAACAGGACAACACAACCUUCCUUCACUACCCACACGACAACACAACCUCCCGUCACUACCAACAGGACAACACAACCUCACGUCACUGCCCACAGGACAACACAACCUCCCGUCACUACCCACAGGAGAACAAAACCUCCCGUCACAACCCACAGGACAACACAACCUCCCGUCGCUACCCACAGAACAACACGACCUCCCGACCCUGCCCACAUGGCAACACAACCUCCCGUCACAACCCACAGGGCAACACAACCUCCCGUCACUACCCACGGGACAACACAACCUCCCGUCACUACCCACGGGACAACACAACCUCCCGUCACUACCCACCAGACAACACAACCUCCCGUCACAACCCACAAGACAACACAACCUCCCGUCACUACCCACAGGACGACACAACCUCCCGUCACUACCCACAGGACAACACAACCUUCCUUCACUACCCACACGACAACACAACCUCCCGUCACUACCCACAGGACAACACAACAUUACGUCACUGCCCACAGGACAACACAACCUCCCGUCACUACCCACAGGACAACAAAACCUCCCGUCACAACCCACAGGACAACAUAACCUCCCGUCGCUACCCACAGAACAACACGACCUCCCGUCACUGCCAACAUGGCAACACAACCUCCCGUCACUACCCACAGGGCAACACAACACCCCGGCAAUGCCCACAGGGCAACACAACCUCCCGUCACUACCCACCAGACAACACAACCUCCCGUCACUACCCACAGGACAACACAACAUUACGUCACUGCCCACAGGACAACACAACCUCCCGUCACUACCCACAGGACAACACAACCUUCCUUCACUACCAACACGACAACACAACCUCCCGUCACUACCCAUAGGGCAACACAACCUCCCGUCACUACCCACGGGACAACACAACCUCCCGUCACUACCCACGGGACAACACAACCUCCCGUCACUACCCACCAGACAACACAACCUCCCGUCACAACCCACAAGACAACACAACCUCCCGUCACUACCCACAGGACGACACAACCUCCCGUCACUACCCACAGGACAACACAACCUUCCUUCACUACCCACACGACAACACAACCUCCCGUCACUACCCACAGGACAACACAACAUUACGUCACUGCCCACAGGACAACACAACCUCCCGUCACUACCCACAGGACAACAAAACCUCCCGUCACAACCCACAGGACAACAUAACCUCCCGUCGCUACCCACAGAACAACACGACCUCCCGUCACUGCCCACAUGGCAACACAACCUCCCGUCACUACCCACAGGGCAACACAACACCCCGGCAAUGCCCACAGGGCAACACAACCUCCCGUCACUACCCACCAGACAACACAACCUCCCGUCACUACCCACAGGACAACACAACAUUACGUCACUGCCCACAGGACAACACAACCUCCCGUCACUACCCACAGGACAACACAACCUUCCUUCACUACCAACACGACAACACAACCUCCCGUCACUACCCAUAGGGCAACACAACCUCCCGUCACUACCCACGGGACAACACAACAUCCCGUCACUACCCACGGGACAACACAACCUACCGUCACAACCCACAAGACAACACAACCUCCCGUCACUACCCACCAGACAACACAACCUUCCCUCACUACCCACAGGACAACACAACAUUACGUCACUGCCCACAGGACAACACAACCUCCCGUCACUACCCACAGGACAACACAACCUUCCUUCACUACCCACACGACAACACAACCUCCCGUCACUACCCACAGCGCAACACAACAUCGCGGCACUGCCCACAGGGCAACACAACCUCCCGUCACUACCCACCAGACAACAUAACAUCACGGCACUGCCCAGAGGACAACAUAACCUCUCGUCACUACCCACAGGACAACACAACCUCCCGUCACCACCCACAGGACAACACAACCACCCGUCACUACCCACAGGACAACACAACCUCACGUCACCACCCCCAGGACAACACAACCUCCCGUCACUACCCACAGGACAACACAACCACCCGUCACUACCCACAGGACAACACAACCUCCCGUCACCACCCACAGGACAACACAACCUCCCGUCACGUUACUUCCUAUUCACAUGCCACAUUAUCAUGGGUCUACCCAAAUACCCGUCACGACUCACAGGGGUGGCUACCCAGUCAUCUGUCACUUCCCACGGGCCUACCCGUGAUGUAAAGUUUUAUUUAGUCGUGAGAUAA
This is a messenger RNA of Haliotis rufescens (red abalone), 4896 nucleotides long. Its product is annotated as mucin-12-like. The transcript is spliced from 3 exons. The coding region runs from base 1 to 4896 and encodes 1631 amino acids. The record is from RefSeq and is a predicted model, not a curated record. NCBI's taxonomy places the organism in Eukaryota, Metazoa, Mollusca, Gastropoda, Lepetellida, Haliotidae.